CUCCCCACCAUCUCUGUCACCUGACAGUGGGUGGGGAAGUGGACUGGUAUAUAGCUGUGCCUCUCCAGCCAGGCCAGAAACAGACGCCAAGGACAGAGACACUGACCAGCACCCCAGCACUGUUUCUCUGCCACCUUUUCACCAUGAAGCUGCUCGCACUGACUGUGCUGCUGCUUACCGUCUGCAGCCUGGAAGGGGCUCUGGUUCGGAGGCAGGCAGAAGAGUCCAAUCUGCAGAGCCUGUUCUCUCAGUACUUUCAGACCCUAGCCAGCUAUGGCAAGGACCUGCUGGAGAAGACGAAGGUCCUGGAGCUUCAGACUCAAGCCCAGACAUACUUAGAAAACACAAAGGAGCAGCUGACACCUCUGGUCAAGAAGGCUGGAGCUGAUCUGUUUAGCAUUUUGAGCAAUUUCAUGGACCCCCAAAAAACACAGCCUCCUAUCCAUUGAGAUCAUUGCCCUGCAACCCCCGCUGGCCCCAGAACACCCACAGGCCAGGUCUAGAGCCCUUCUCUCUACCUACCUUCCAUUUUCUACAAUAAAUGCAGGAGUCAAAGUCUGA
Messenger RNA from Octodon degus (degu), 561 nucleotides. It is a transcript of the gene Apoa2, whose product is annotated as apolipoprotein A2. The coding region runs from base 144 to 449 and encodes 101 amino acids. Gene Ontology annotation, cellular component: chylomicron; very-low-density lipoprotein particle; blood microparticle. The record is from RefSeq and is a predicted model, not a curated record. Gene Ontology annotation, molecular function: phosphatidylcholine binding; apolipoprotein receptor binding; high-density lipoprotein particle binding. NCBI's taxonomy places the organism in Eukaryota, Metazoa, Chordata, Mammalia, Rodentia, Octodontidae. Gene Ontology annotation, biological process: high-density lipoprotein particle assembly; low-density lipoprotein particle remodeling; cholesterol homeostasis. The transcript has 4 exons.